Molecule: messenger RNA, 1728 nt
Organism: Cyclocybe aegerita
Lineage: Eukaryota; Fungi; Basidiomycota; Agaricomycetes; Agaricales; Hemipholiotaceae
Source: the annotation of a GenBank genome assembly
AUGUCGGACGACGAGCUUAGGCUCGUGGCCCAAACGGCCCUCACCUCUAUCGUCGCGUCGCGCAAAUUCAAAACCCCCGCAACGUCUCUCGAGCUGCUCACGACCGUGAUGACCACCAAGAUCCCAGCCGGCCUAUUCCCCCACUCCCCUGCGCCCAAGUUUAAGCUCGCAGACCUCAAGCGGUUCGAGCGCAUCCUAGAAGAUAUCGCCGACAUAUGGACGGAGGGGGUAAUCGCUUUCUCUCGAGACACGAAGACGGGGAAGAUGAUGAUCUGGGAGUUGGCGUCCUCUGAGCUAGGGGCUGGUCGUUCAGGGUUGGGUCUCCGUGGGAGUCGGAGUGGGUUUGGUGGUGACUCGAGGAAGAGGAAGAGGGUGGUGGACGAAGAUGCGGACUCGGCUGCGGGGGACGAUGAGGAGCUACUUGAGGAAGAGGACGGUGGGCAGGACACGUCUGGGUCGACACUGGCGAACUUGACCCCGGAGAUGAGGGAGGUGUACACGCUGAUCCAGAAACCUACAGCCAAGGGUAGGCUACUUGCUGAACAGUUCCGUUCAGAAGGAGAGAAGUUCGAACCCAUCUGCACCCACAUCACUAAAGACGACUGUGCGAAGGCACGACGUGCCCUCCAAUUCCAGCAUCUUCCACCCUCCACCUCUGCGCAGCAGCUUCCGCCCCCAGGUAUCUGCGACCGCGUCCACUUCCGGCCGCUCAUCCGACCUCAUACCGACGUGACGUUAGGACACUGCUCCUACCUUAACACAUGCUACUCUGAGCCGACGUACGCGCAGUCUCCUUCAAUACCCCCCUUCCCUGGGACGGCCCAUAGCCAUGGAAUGGCCCCACCGAACACAAGAGGCGCGGUGUCACUUCCUUCUGGAUUAGGUGCGGGUGGGAGAGGCAAGGAGAAGGCGCCAUGUAGAUAUUUGCAUUAUGAGGUUGAUUGGGACGGAGGUGAUGGUGAGUGGAGGAGGGAGCGGAAGCCGAGGAAGGUGCACCGUCUGAGCCUUGGGUUGGGGCCGACUGGGAAGGUUACGAAGCCGCUGCCUCCACAAUGGAUAAACUGCGACCUCAGAACAUUUGAUUAUUCGGUCCUGGGCAAAUUCCAUGUUAUCAUGGCUGACCCACCAUGGGAUAUUCACAUGAGUUUGCCUUAUGGAACCAUGAAAGACGACGAGAUGAGAGCCAUGCCCAUACCCACCCUCCAAGACGAAGGAUUCCUCUUCCUCUGGGUGACAGGCCGUGCCAUGGAAGUCGGCCGCGAAUGCCUCCAGGUAUGGGGUUACACCCGCAUCGACGAGGUCGUCUGGGUCAAGACCAACCAGCUCCAACGCGUCAUCCGCACAGGCCGCACAGGCCAUUGGCUAAACCACACGAAAGAGCACAUGCUUGUGGGCGUCAAGACUAUCACCGACUCGUCUGGGGCGCUCAAGUUCCCAUCAUGGGCGAACCGUGGUGUCGACACGGAUGUGAUCGUCAGCGAAGUGCGUGAGACGAGCCGGAAGCCAGAGGAGGUAUAUGGGCUCAUCGAGAGGCUCUGUCCGGGUGGAAGGAAAGUGGAGAUUUUUGGUAGGAAGCAUAAUACGCGGCCUGGAUGGUUGACGCUGGGUAACCAGUUGGGACCGGACCAGAUAUACGAGGAGGAAUUGGCUAUGAGGAUCAAAGCCAAAUACCCUGACCGCCCGAUCAAUGUGCCGACACCUUACAGGAAAGCGCAGGUGCUGCCUUGA